CAGCUAUGGGGUUUAUCGAGCUGAUUCUUUACUGCCUUUGCAAUGGCAAACAACAGACUGGUUAGGGAAGCGUUCGACGCUGCGACUGUAUUUUUGAAACCGGUACUUGAUCGAGAAGAAAUAAAGAAAAACCGCGGUAGCUCUGUCUUAGAGAUAUUGAGCAAGGAUAUACUAUUAUCUUUUUCAGAUGAUACCCUCGCAAGGACGGUUAUCAUAGAAAAGGCGCUGGAAAUUCUUACCCGUAUUCAUACGGCUUUUGCGGCCCCUGUAGAAGAUAAUGGACAGCCUGAAACCGACCAUGGACCAGAGGAUAUGGCUUUGGAGGAUGCAAAACGGCGUCGACUACUGCAUGCGCUUUUGGAUCUGAUCUCUCUUGAAGGGAUCUAUCCGUCGCUUUCGCCGGGAGUCGGAAUACCUCUACAGGAAAGAGUGAUUUCCGUCCUGCCUGCUGGAGUUAUUGCGAAGCCUUCUGCUACUAUUUUUGGCAGUAACCCUGAGGAUGAGUCUCUCCUCAAUCAUAUACUGACCGGGAUCCUGAAUAUCCUUUUCGAUGCGCGGCCAAGCAUACAGCCUGUUAUCCGUGGUCGGAUCCUAAGUGACAUAGUUAGUGGCACCGCAGACCUGGCCUUUAAUUCCAAGACUCUUCCUGUUUCUGAAAAGAACAACUAUCGAGAAGCAUUUAGGAGAGUUGUAAAUGAAACUUCGAGCCCAGUUCUACUGUCUAUGUUGGCCAGUUUCCUCAAGUCGGACAUUGCUCCCUGGUUAAAGCCUAUAAUUUCCAGUGAGAUUUCCUUGGUUCCUCUGCGUCAAGAUGGUGUAUUGCAAACGAUACUUUUCAUAGCCUCUCAGUUUGCUCCCUCUCUGGGACAAGAGGCCCAGAACCAAAUAACCAAUGGGCCUCAUUUCACCGUGCAAGCUAUUAUGCACACAUCGAAACUACUUUCUUCAGUGCCUCGGGAUAUGGAUCCCAGUGCCUAUUUUCAAAAGAUUGCGCCACAGCUAUUAGCACUGCUUGACAGUGACGAUCCUGACUUGAGAAGAACUACAGCGUACGUUAUCGGUAAUGGGAUCUUGGGGAAGCGAGCCUACGGGGCUCCUAGGACAAUUGGACAUUCGUUAUUUGUGAAGCCCAUUUUCCAAGCUCUAACUGCGGAAAUCAAUCAAACGCCAAGCUGCGACGUGACAAUCCCUACCGAUGGAGAACAUCCUCACGGUGCAGGUGGUAACCUACAAGAGCCAAUUCUCGUAGAUGAAUCCACCAUUCGAUUAAUGAUUGAACGGCUCUCGGUCCUGACUCUUCAGCAUCCCAAUCCUGGCCUCGUGAAGAGGCUCAUCUAUCCCAUUCUUCUUCCACUGUGGGGAUUGGCCUGUUUUGCUUUGGAACAGCAGCUUUCUACUAUGAAACAGCAGGUCAUAACAAUGUUGCAAACGUUCUUCAGUGUGUCAUCAGGAGGGGAACCGCUACAGAAGCUCGCCAACAAUCUUCUGUGGGAUGGUGGCGCUACGUGGACAUACUGCCAGGGGACAAAUGGUGGAGUGUCGCUGAAAAACCGCCAUACAACCAGUCGAAAGCGAUUUAAUAUUGUGCAGCUGCUCGAUUCGCUUGACCACCGGGCUGAAUUGUUCGUCAAGCUUCUAGGGUCUGAUCCCAAAAGCGAGGAGCACACUGGAGAUAUCUUCUUGCUCGUUAGUCGAUCAUGGCUUAUGCAGCCAUCCACCAGCCAGCGCCCUUCAAAUUGGCCAAGAAUUGCAGUGGAUGGAGAUGAGUCAAAGAGUGUAAUUCAAAAGCUAGUCAAUGCGAAACUGGCGGAGAAACUGCUCGAUAGCUUUAAGGAUAUAUUGUCACGACGCCCUCUCAGGAUUCUCGAGCUCGUAAACCAGCUCAUUGACGGUGAACUUAGACGGAGGGAGACAAGACAACGAAGGGAACUGGAGGGCGGUGGUGGAAAGGUCUCCCUUUCGUCUUUAGCUAAUAUCGUGGAGAAGAACGAUGACAAGCAAGCAGAAAGUUCAGCCGAUGAAGAAUCAGCUGAAUUAUUGUCAGCGGUAUUUAGCUUGCUGUCCACCAUUCUUGCCUCUCCCGAGUUCCAUCCAUCCCAAGAGAUUCGUCCAGUUCUCGAUAGCGUCAAAUCAUCAUUGGAUAAACUGCUUCCUCUCUUGCCUCCAUCACUUUCAAAGCCAGGCACGACAGCGUCGAUGCUCCUUGAAAUUCAGCUCUCUUCCCCAGAACAGCAAUCCCAACCUGAGUCUAAACAGAAGCAGACUCAUGUCUCUGAUCUUGAUACCCACCGGCAAGCGUUGACGAACCUCAAUUCUGAUCUCCCCCCCGUACAGGCAGAGGGGCUCUCCCUUAUCUCUGACUUGAUCAAGGAAUCCUCCCCUGUUCUCGAUAUUCCAUCCACCUUGGCUCUUUUAUUAUCGAUCCUAACUGAGUCAGUCUCUGAAUCAACUUCCAACGAGGAGUUUAUCUACUUGAAUGUUAUCAAGCUUAUUGGCACCUUGGCAUCGAGACAUCCACGGACGGUUGUGAAGGUUCUAGUCGAACGUUAUGCUGAUAGAAACGAAGAGAGAACUCUCGAUCAAAGACUUAGAAUAGGCGAAUCUUUGCUCCGCACUGUCCAGGACCUCGGGGAAGCUCUAACUGGAGAAACAGCCAAGGUGCUUGGUGAAGGUAUAAUCUCCGUUGCUGGACGACGAGGGCGGAAACCCCAAACUCAGAGACGCCAGAGAGAGCAGCUCGAAAAAGAAACCCGGAAACGGGAGCAGGAACUUCGUAAACAGCAAGAAUUCCCAAUGGCAACAGACUUGGAAGAAGUCGCGAGGGGAUACCUUAAAGACGAGGACUCCGAAGCUGAGACUCCCGAGCAAGCUGCAUUUUCUGCACGUACGCUGUCUGUGUGGGCCGCCGGUGCAGCCUCUGAUGAGGAUGCGGAUGACCUUCGAGUGCGCGCAUCUGCAAUUUCAAUCCUCGCAUCCGCCAUCCAAACAAAUCUUGCCGGACUGGGACCAUCCAUCGCCUCAUCGGCUGUUGACCUCGCGCUGAACACCUUAACACUCGAAUCAGAUCCCGAAAGUGCUAUCCUUCGUCGUGCAAGCGUUAUCCUCCUUCUCGAUAUCCUCAAGUCUCUUGAUACAGCUCGAGAGACUCGCGGGGCCGCGGCUCUGAAUUUCGGCUUCUCGCUUUCCGAUGACACUGGAUCUGCGUCUAUCUUAAACGAAACAAAAAGCUAUGGUGGUGGACCAUCCACCAUCGGGAACCUCCCGCAUAUGCUUCGGACGCUAAAAUUCGUCGAGAGCUGCGAAACUGAUAGUACCGUUCGUGGUCAUAUUCGCGUGCUAAUUGAGAGCCUGGAGGCGUGGAUGGAAAAGUCUCUGCUCUGGGGCAUAGGUCUACAGGGCGAACAACGUGAACUGGAAGAGCGACUUGAACUCGGUGAUAGGAUUGCCGGUUUAAGUGUUAACCCUCUGGCGGGAAGAAGUGGAAGUGGGAGGCCUAGGAUUGAGGAGAUUGAAUAGUUGAAAAUGCUGUUCACUUCCCUAUAUAUAUAUAUAUAUAUAUACUUUUUGUUUCAUUGAGCAUGCUACUAGUGUUUCUCUGAAAGUCACCAGGAGUCUUCAUGGUUACAUAGAUAGAUCGUACGAGCAGAGUGUCUUGAUAUUCUGGUGCUCGUAGGAAUAAAAAGCUUCAAGUUGAACGUCCAU
Molecule: messenger RNA, 3702 nt
Organism: Monascus purpureus
Lineage: Eukaryota; Fungi; Ascomycota; Eurotiomycetes; Eurotiales; Aspergillaceae
Source: the annotation of a GenBank genome assembly